Mus caroli (Ryukyu mouse) is the source of this 2664-nucleotide messenger RNA. RefSeq names its product elongator acetyltransferase complex subunit 4 (gene Elp4). The record is from RefSeq and is a predicted model, not a curated record. Lineage: Eukaryota; Metazoa; Chordata; Mammalia; Rodentia; Muridae. Gene Ontology annotation, cellular component: elongator holoenzyme complex; cytoplasm; transcription elongation factor complex. Gene Ontology annotation, biological process: tRNA wobble uridine modification.
GAUUGGGUCAUCGUAGGAGCUUCAAGAUGGCGGCGGCAGACACCUGCGGCGCGGGUACCCUCAGCUCCCGGUCUGUGGCGUCCGAGGCGGGUCAGGGCGGCACCUCUAGUUUCCAAAGGAAGAGCAAGGCCUCCGGAGGCCCCGGAGGGGGCCCUCGGCUGCUGUCCAUUGCUGGCACGCGACCGUCGGUGCGGAAUGGACAACUGCUGGUGUCAACCGGGCUCCCAGCCCUGGACCAGCUCUUAGGUGGAGGGUUAGCUGUUGGAACACUUCUUCUGAUUGAAGAGGAUAAAUAUAAUAUCUAUUCACCUUUGCUCUUCAAGUAUUUCAUGGCAGAAGGAAUCAUCAAUGGGCAUACUCUGUUGGUUGCAUCUGCCAAAGAAAAUCCUGCCAACAUUUUACAGGAACUCCCUGCACCACUACUUGAUGAUAAUAGUAAAAAGGAGCUUGAAGAUGUACACAGUGCUAAAACCCCAGAGCCUGAUGUCAACAUGAAGAUAGCCUGGCGGUACCAGUUACAACCCAAGAUGGAGGUUGGACCGGUCUCGUCUUCACGAUUUGGUCACUAUUAUGAUGUAUCAAAAAGGAUUCCUCAGGAGCUACUACAGAGUUCAAAGUGGCAUGGAUUCUUCCUUCCAGAACACAUCUCUCCAGAUCUUAAAGGAGAAUCCUGUUUUUUGUCCUGUGGCUACAUGAGGCUGCUUGAGUUCAUUCAGAAGAGCAUUUACGCUGAAGGAUUUGAUGGAGCUAAUCCCCAGAAAAAGCAGAAAAACAUUUUAAGAAUAGGAAUUCAGAACCUUGGCUCACCGUUAUGGGGAGAUGACAUUUGCUGUAAAGAAAACUGUGACAACAAUCAUAGGCUUACCAAGUUCCUUUACAUUCUCCGUGGUCUUCUAAGAUCCUCACUGUCAGCCUGCAUCAUCACGAUGCCAGCACAUCUUGUCCAGAAUAAAUCAAUUACUACUCGUGUGAGAAAUUUGUCAGAUACAGUAGUUGGUCUGGAAUCCUUUAUUGGUUCAGAGAGAGAGACCAACCCAUUGUAUAAGGAUUAUCAUGGUUUGAUCCAUGUACGGAAGAUUCCUCGGCUUAAUAACUUGACUUGUGAUGAAUCGGAUGUCAAAGACUUAGCUUUUAAGUUAAAAAGGAAGCUGUUCACCAUUGAGGUGAACGUAGUUGCUGACUGUCCCUGGGAGAACAUGGAGACUCCUCCAUAUGCUAGGGAAGAUCCUUCUAUUUGUGGCUCAGGACUUCAGCUAGCCCUGCAUGUAAUUAUGCUCUCCCUCUCCCCUCCUCUGUAUUUAUUUCAAUUUUUUUUUUUGUUUUGUUGAUGACACAGGAAUCAACUCUAGGGCCCCACACAUGCUGUGGAAGUGCUUUCCCAAAUCUACUUUGCCUAAGUUUUAAUAGCAUUAUUCCCAUAUUAUUCAACUUUUUAAUAAAGGAAUGGGCGGGUAAUACUUUCAGCCAUUAUAAAUACUGUUGUAGAAGUUUCACUGUGAACUUGAAAGCUAGAUUCAUUGUUUACAAUAUUAAUAUUUCCUAAAAUGUCCACUUCAUAUCUCCUAAUCACCAAAUAUCACUCAGUGGCUUCCUAUUAGUAGUAACAAGAUUUUGCUGUUUCUGGAACUUACCAAGGUUGUUCUUUCUGUUUUGUUGGUUGGCUGAUUUUUGGUGGUUUUGAGACAUAAUCUCACUAUGUAUCCCAGAUUUGCCUGAAACCCAUGGUGACCGUUCUGCCCCAACUCCCCCAGGCUGGGAUUACAGAAAAGCACUACCAUAACUGGUUUUCAGUACUUACAUAUUGUGGAUAAAUGGUAUACAAGAAAACACAUUUUAUGAUUUCAUAUGUAGAUUUAAUUACCCUUUUUUCCCACUAUUGGUAAAUGAAGUCUGGAUCCAUUGUACACAUCUUGAGUGGAAAAUUGAGGUUAAAUAAAGGUAUUUAAAUAUUAAAACUAUUCAUUUUUAAACCAUGUAGAGAUAAGACCAUGUAUAAAAUAGAAUCCGGACUAGGGAGAUUGCUCAGCAGUUAAGAGUAUUUAUUGCUCUUUUAGAAGACCCAUUUCAGUUUACCCACAUGGUGGUUUUUCAACUGCAUGUAAUUCCAGUUUCUCGGGCUUCAAUGCCUUCCCACUUCUGGACUCAUGGUCACCUGACACACGUAUGGCACACAUAUAAAUACAUGCAGGCAAAAUAUAUAUAAACCUAUUUUAAUAAACUAUAUUUUUGAAUUGUCCUCCAUAUUUGAAGAUUGAAAUUCAGAUGGCCUGACAGGUUAUCUCUGAGUUAGUUCUGCUGGGUCAUCAGAGCGGCACUCAAGUCACUUUAUUACUGCUUUCCCUUAUUUCAUGUGUGUGCAUUUUCAGGUCGGAGAUCAACAUCAGAUAGCUUUCUCUUAUCCUCUCCGCCUGAAUUUUGAGACAGUCUCUCACUGAAUCUGAAGCCCACUGAUUCAGAGAAACGCUGGCUGGCCAGCAAGCCCCAGAGAUCAUCCUCCUGUCUUCACCUUCCCAGCACAGGAAUUAAUCCAUAUAUGCUGCCAUGCCUGACUUUUUAUGUGGGUCCUAGGGAUCAAACCCAAGUCAUCAUGCAUGCCAAGCACUUUCGCCACUGAGCCAUCUCCCCACCUACCCUUUACCUCUAAUUAAAAUUAUUUAUUCCCUA